AGCACCUUGCGUGGUCCUGAUAAACCUCGUGAUCUCAUGCGACCUUACUUUGAUCAGCAGCUUCGUCGUGAUCGUGUUGGGCAGCCUUGGGGAUGCUGGCAUGAUUCGCUUCGGCAGCCGCAAGAAGCAUACCCUGGGCUUGUUCUUGGUUCCCAUGGAUGGGAAUCGCUUGCGAAUGAUUCUGGACACUCGCUUGAUCAAUCAAGAGUUUCGCGAGCCAGACACCGUCAACCUGCCUAGUGCGGGAUGCUGGCGCAGCCUUCGAGUCCACCCAGCCGAGAAGUUGCACCUCGCCCAGGUGGACAUUGAGGCGGCCUUCUAUCGCAUCCAGCCCGACAUCGAGCUCUCGGGGCUAGAGGGCAAGGUCUUGGCGCCUCGCCUGCUGGUGCUGCCGAUGGGGUGGAACUGGAGCUUGUUCUUCUGCCAGUCGCUUGUGGAGAGCCACGUGCUGCAGGCAGGUUUUGACAUGGACAGGCAGGUCGCCGACGGCAGGGUCAUCCCCGACGUGUCUCACGACGCGGCCGCCACGACCUACGUGGACGGGGUCGCCGUGCUCGGGAGCUGCCACGCCGCUGUCAUGGACGGGGCCAGGCGCGUCGAGAAGGAACUUUUGAGCGACCACCUGCUUUGCAAGGGGAUCGAAGCCCCUCGAGCGUCUCAGAAAUUCACAGGUCUCACCUUCGAUCAGGAGUCGGCCGCCGUCAGCCUCAGCCCAGCCCGCCUAUGGAGGCUACGCCUGGGUUUGCGCGGGUUGGCCGAUCGUGGCUCCUGCGCCGGAGAUGAUAUGCUACAAGUCCUGAGGCACUUCGCCUGGGCAGCCCUCUUGAGGCGAGGCCUGCUGUCCAUCUUCACUAUGAGCUACAAGUUCGCCGACUGGGCGGGCCCUCGACACCGUCGGCUCUGGAAGGGCGUCAUCACCGAGCUGCGUGCGGCCUCGGCGCUCAUCGCCUUUGCCUUCUAUGAUGCGAAGCGGGUCGUCGAUCCCAGGGUCCUGGUCUCCGACGCCUCCACGGGCGAGGGCGCUGAGCAUGCUUCAGGCUUCGGCGGCUACGGCGUCGCGGAGAAGCUCUGGGACACCGAGAAUGUCUGGGCCGCCAUCGCUCGUACCGAGCGCUGGAGGUACGCCACCGAUGGGGGCCGUGCAGAAUGCGCCUUUUGCGGUUCCCGAAUUCUGAUCUUGUGUGAUAGCAUGAGCGUAACCUUGGGACUGGAGAAGGGUCGAUCAUCCUCGCACCUCAUCAAUCAGACCGUCCGUGAAAUUACCGCUCUCUCCAUCUUUUUCAACGUGGCCGUCUCGGUUCGCUGGGUCGCUUCAGAGCACAAUGCUGCGGGCAAGCUGUCCCGCGCCAUCGGCCGACCCCCCCGAGACCCGCAGCUUGACCCCCGCCAUGCUCGCGCGGGCGGCGACGCCGAGCUGCAGCAGCUCGCCGAGCAGGCCUGGGAGCGGGAGCUUGAGGAGGCCGCGUUCGCUCGGGCCGCUGGGCGCGGAGGUAUCGGCCUCGGCCCCGAGCACGGGGGCGCCGACCAAGUGCCUGAGGGCGACUGGGCUGCGGCCCACUCGGGCCCUGCCGCGGCCUGCGACAGCUACGACGCCUCCAUGGGCGCCUUGAAUGGGCUCACCUUCCUGCAGAGGUACAAGGUGCAGGAGCACGUGCAGCGGGUGUUCGACAGCGGGUUCGACGCGCUGGUGCAGUGGAGCGGGCGAGACCACGUCCUCCGCUUUGCGACGCCUGCGCUGGACAUGCUCAUGGCGCAGUACCUGGACCACCUGUACUGGAGCGGGUGCCCGAGCGCCAAGGUCAGCCGCGUGCUGGCAGCCCAUCCACCACUGGCGGCCUGCCUUGGGGAAGGCGGCUUCAGGGGGCCUCCUGGCCUCGAGGGCUGCGCUGGCGGGGCUCCGCCGCCACAGCCGUUCGGUCUCGAGGCUACCGCUGGCGAGGCCGUGGGUGCUGGGAAUGCUCGGUGUCAGCCUGCUCGAGGGGGGCACCGAGUUCGCCUCGCCCUGCUGGUGGCGUGGGGCGGGCUCCUCAGGCUGCCAGGGGACCUGGCCUCCAUGACCAAGGACUGGGUCGUGGGGCCUGGGGGCGGGCCGACUGCUCGUUGGGCUCUGUUGCUGUGCCCCGAGGGCGAGCAGCGGCGCAGCAAGACCCACGGGUGCGACGAGGGUGUGCUGCUGCUCGACCAGGUUUGGAGCCGCGAGGGCGGCCAGGCGCUCAGGCAGCUGCUGGCCAGGCGACGCCCAGGACAGCCGCUGUGGAGCUUCGGCCGCGGCGAGUUCGGCCGCGCCUUCGCGUGGAGGCUGCGCCUGCUGCCAGGCGCGCCCGAGGCC
Molecule: messenger RNA, 2329 nt
Organism: Prorocentrum cordatum
Lineage: Eukaryota; Dinophyceae; Prorocentrales; Prorocentraceae
Source: the annotation of a GenBank genome assembly